CCUCCCGAACUGCGGGAUGGCAGUUUCCCGCUGCAAAGAGAGACGGGACAAAGGCGAUUCCUCGACAAAUCCGGAGGCAGCUAGAGGAUGCAUUUGGCACGAGGAAGGACACGGCCACCACAAGCACCAGGAACUCACUUUGCACAUCUUUAAGUUGAGACAAAAUGCAGAUGUUGCUGUUGGUGUGGGCAUUGGCGCUGCUCGGACCAAAAGCAUCCCGAGGCGCGGAGUGUCCGUCAAGGUGCGACGUGAGCGCCUGCCCCAGCCCCAGCUGCCCGGAGGGCUACGUGCCGGACCGCUGCAACUGCUGCUUGGCGUGUGCUGCCGGCGAGGGCGAACCGUGCGGCGGCCAGGACGCCCCGGCCUGCGGGGACGGCCUGGAGUGCCGACGCCCGGACGUCGGGCUGCGGCUGCCGUCACGGGCUUUGUGCCGCUGCAAGCUCAGCCGGGAAGUGUGCGGCAGCGACGGGAAGACGUACGCCAACGCGUGCCAGCUGAGGGCUGCCGGCAGGAGGGCGCGGCAGUGGGGGCUUCAGCCCAUCAGCCAGGCCCCGCCUGGAGCCUGUCACAACGCAGGUACUCUCGCUACUGUCGGUACAUCAAACGCUGUCAGCCCUCGAUACAAAUUCAACUUCAUCGCAGACGUGGUGGAGAAGAUCGCCCCAGCAGUGGUUCACAUAGAACUGUUUCUCAGGCAUCCCCUCUUCGGGCGCAACAUCCCCCUGUCGAGCGGCUCGGGUUUCGUCAUUUCCCAGCACGGGCUGAUCGUCACCAACGCUCACGUGGUCUCCAGCAACUCGCCCGUGUCAGCUCGCCAGCACCUGAAGGUCCAGAUGCAGAAUGGCGACGUUUAUGAAGCAAGUAUCAGAGACAUCGACAAGAAGUCAGACAUUGCCACCAUCAAAAUUAACCCUAAGAGCGAGCUCCCCGUCCUGCUUCUGGGUCACAGCGCCGACUUGAGGCCGGGAGAGUUUGUGGUGGCCAUUGGCAGCCCCUUCGCCCUGCAGAACACGGUCACCACCGGCAUUGUCAGCACCGCCCAGAGGGACGGCAAAGAGCUGGGCCUCAGGGACUCGGACAUGGACUACGUCCAGACGGACGCUAUCAUCAACUUUGGCAAUUCCGGAGGGCCUCUGGUGAAUUUGGACGGCGAGGUGAUCGGCAUCAACACCCUGAAGGUCGCUGCGGGAAUCUCCUUCGCCAUCCCCUCAGACAGAAUCACUCGCUUUCUCAACGACUCCCUGGACAAGCACGGCAAAGGUGAGAUGUUAAACGUGCCUCCGCCCCCCCGUCCGUCUCCUUCGGAUGUCAGGCCGGUCAAGAAGCGCUUCAUCGGGAUCAGGAUGCUCACCAUCACGCCGGCGCUCAUUGAGGAAUUACGACAGCAGAGACCCGAAUUCCCCGACGUCCCCGGUGGCGGCAUCUACGUCCACGAGGUGGUUCCUCACUCCCCGGCGCAGAAAAGCGGAAUUAAAGAUGGCGACAUCAUUGUUAAGCUGAACGGUCGGGCGGUGGGGAGCACGGCUCAGCUGCAGAGGGCGCUACGGGAGGAAACGGCCCUCCUGCUGGAGGUCAGGAGGGACAACGACGACCUGCUCUUCAACAUUGAACCAGACGUCAUCAUGCAGUACACCACAGAGCAGCUUGGGGGCGAUCAAGGAACCUCUUACUAGCCCGGACAGCAUUGAGGAGAUAAACCAGCCCACUCAUCUUCAGCACCAGCUGCAAAAAAAGAAACAGAGACGCCAAGAGAAGCUAUGCUUAUAUUUGCAGCUCCUUCAGAUGGCCAUCAUCAUGUUUGAAAGUUGACAUGCUAACAAAAGGACGCCCCACCUCGUAAAAUGUAUAAAAUACACAUUGCUCGUUUAAAGUAUCCUGCUCUCGUAGAUGUUGGGCCGGUGUAGCAUGAUUUUUUUUUUUUUUUUUUUGAAGAGUCAAUAAAUCCAUGAGUCCUCAGUU
This is a messenger RNA of Syngnathus typhle (broad-nosed pipefish), 1959 nucleotides long. RefSeq names its product HtrA serine peptidase 3b (gene htra3b). Gene Ontology annotation, biological process: proteolysis. Gene Ontology annotation, cellular component: extracellular region. The transcript has 10 exons. The coding region runs from base 165 to 1673 and encodes 502 amino acids. Gene Ontology annotation, molecular function: serine-type endopeptidase activity; protein binding. The record is from RefSeq and is a predicted model, not a curated record. NCBI's taxonomy places the organism in Eukaryota, Metazoa, Chordata, Actinopteri, Syngnathiformes, Syngnathidae.